AUGGAGAAAGAGAAUACGAGUUACAGACUGGUUACGGUAGAGUGUCUGGUGCCACUGAAGAGGCCCUGGAAGGUGUCAGAGGAGCUGUUUCGGAGACUGUGCACGUGUCUGUUCAAGGAGAGCGACCUUCUCGACGGCACCCCUGCUGCUUUCAAAGUGAAGGGUGUUUUGAAGCAGGGGAAGAUGGAUGCCUCUGGUGGAGUGGUCGUAGACGCCCUGGUUGAGUUUCUUGUUUUCAAGUAG
Molecule: messenger RNA, 243 nt
Organism: Enterospora canceri
Lineage: Eukaryota; Fungi; Microsporidia; Enterocytozoonidae
Source: the annotation of a GenBank genome assembly